GUUUCUGCAGCCGCUGCAAGUUGUACAUUGCAAUCUUGCGGCGAUCGUAGCGCAAGAUGAGCAGCCUCAUCUCCUGUGUCUCCUGGGUCAAAAGAGGGGUAGCAGCCCGACACCCCGGGAAAUAUGUCUUAGACGAUAACGAGCUUGCUCGAGUUAGUGCACUUGCCCACAUCGAGCUAGAAGAUGCGCGGAAAGAGCUCGAAGCCGCACACAAAGCUGCUGGAACGAUGGGGAAGGGAGCCGAGGGCGAGGAGGCCGACGAUGUAGAUGAGGAUGAGGAUGAGAGCGCAUGGGUCGAUGAAGAUGAUGACAAGGCGGACGAGGAUGUCACCAUGGAAGUCGACGAGCCUCACAAGCCGGCCAAGUCUGCGAAUGGAGACGACGAUCUCGCUGAGUAUAACUUAGAUGACUAUGAUGAGGAUGAUACCAUGCCAGCCAUGGGUCCAUUUAGCAACAUCAAAGGCCUCACAUACCACCGGAAUAACGAUGAGGAUCCGUACAUCACCUUGAAGGAGGACGAGGAAGAGAACGAGCGAGAAGAACUCGAGAUCCUGCCGACCGACAACAUCCUUGUCGCCGCCAAAACCGAAGAUGAAAUCUCCCAACUCGAGAUCUACGUUUACGACGAGUCCGAAGAGAACCUCUACGCUCACCAUGACCUCAUGCUCCCCAGCUUCCCGCUCUGCCUCGAAUGGCUUGACUUCCCUCCCGUCACGUCCCCCUCCGCCCAGGCCACCUCCACCCACCCCGCAAAACAGUUUGGCAACUACAUCGCCGUCGGCACGAUGGAGCCCGAGAUUGAGAUCUGGUCGCUCGACGUCGUCGAUGCGAUGUACCCCGACAUGGUACUCGGGCGCCCAGACAAGACCGCCGCGCACGUACCAACACCGCUUGGCACUGGCAAGAAAAAGCGCAAGAAGACCAAGCACCGCGCAACGUCGUCAGCGUACCACGUCGACGCCGUGCUCUCACUGUCGUGGAAUCGCACACAUCGGAACUUGCUGGCAUCUGCGUCUGCGGAUCGCACGGUCAAGCUGUGGGACCUCACUCGCGACCCGACGAUCAGUGGUGAGGGUGACGAAGGGCAGGGUGCGCUGCGUAGUUUCGACGUGCACAAGGACAAGGUACAGGCUGUGCAAUGGAAUGAAAAGGAGCCCACGGUACUGCUCACCGGUAGCUACGACCGGACGGUUCGAACGUUCGACUCGAGAGCGCCCGACGCGGGCGUUGGGGCAGUAGUCGGGGCAGAUGUUGAGGCGAUCCGGUGGGACCCAUGGGAGGCACACGGCUUCUAUGUGUCGCUGGAAAAUGGCCUUGUCCUGAACUUCGACGCAAGAGCAUUGCCUUCCAAUCUGAGCUCUCCCUCACCCGCACGCUUCACACUUUCUGCCCACGACGGUGCCGCAUCCGCGCUGGAUGUGAACCCGCACAUCCGGGGCUGCAUCGUUACUGGCGGGACUGACAAGGUCGUCAAGGUAUGGAACGUCAACGAAGACGCCGACCUCGAGAAGCGGCAAGUCAGUCUCGUUAUCUCGCGCGACUUAGGUGUGGGCAAGGUGUUCUCGACGUCGUGGUCGCCCGACGACGCGCUCACACUCGCGGCAGCGGGGUCCCAGGGCAAGCUGCAGGUGUGGGACAUCGGUGCCAAUGCGGGUGCACGAAAAGCCCUGGGCUCAAAGUUGGCCGAAGCGGGCAGGAUGCUGAAGGAAAAGAUGGGCGGUGGCGUCGUCGGUGUUGCAAGUGAUGACGAAGAUAGCAGUGGCGAUGAGGACGGGGAUGAGUGAGGUUUACUCAGCUGGAGUUUCAUGUCAUCGUGGCUGUCGUGAACGUAGCGCUGUUGUAAGACGACUCAUCCUCGACGAAUUGUGGGCAGGAUGUCGCUCGCUAUCAGAUGCUGCGCGUUGUCAGAAAGCACGGCACGCAAUUAGCUAAACUGCACGUUACCAUGUACAAGUCACGUACUGAAGGUGACGAGAACCUCAACAUUAAAAUGUUCAACCCAGGUGCAACCGUUCAA
This is a messenger RNA of Rhodofomes roseus, 2017 nucleotides long. Its product is annotated as transducin family protein/WD-40 repeat family protein. Gene Ontology annotation, cellular component: nucleus. The record is from RefSeq and is a predicted model, not a curated record. Lineage: Eukaryota; Fungi; Basidiomycota; Agaricomycetes; Polyporales; Fomitopsidaceae. Gene Ontology annotation, biological process: rRNA processing. The transcript is spliced from 7 exons. The coding region runs from base 57 to 1784 and encodes 575 amino acids. Gene Ontology annotation, molecular function: protein binding.